AUGCCGUUCAUAGGAUGUCCCUCCCAAACUGCACCGGAGGGGCCGCAGGAAAGCGGUGGAUCAGCUUGCAAUUGGCAGACAGGCAACACUAUAUCCAACUUGUCAGGGACCGCAGUAACUCCAGAUAACAAAACGAUUGCCCCGGCAGAUAUAGACCCAGACCUGUAUGGCGAUUACAUGAACAGCACCGCAAGCGAUGAUGACAAGGCAAAAUGCAUGAACCCGGCCGCCCACCAACUCAACAUGUGCUGGGAAGUUCUCAACGUAACCGGCUACAUAACGGACUGGGUAGCCUUCAACCAAAAGCAAUGCGAUGACGAAACCAUGGGUUUCGCCGACUGCUUCCUCUACAUCGAGCUCGGCGGCGGCGCAAACUGCAGCUCCUUCACCGGCCGCUCCCAAUGCCCAGCCCCCGACAUCCACGCCUACGCGGGCAAAAAGCACGGCCCCCAAGCCUUCUACGUCGCCUUCAACAUCUGGAACCUGCAGAACUGGUUCUUCACCUACUACCUCGCGAUCACGGCCGCCAACGGACUCACAUCCGACAACAUCGCCGCGAUCUGCAAGCUGCUCAACCUGCCCCUCCCGAAACCGUUCCCGCUGCUCGAAAUCCUCUCGGUCAUGGCGUUCGCUCUGGGCCUGAUCUCCCCGAGCGGCUACGGCGCGCUCAUCCCCGCCCUCGGCGAGGCGGCGCGCCGCAACCUCUUCACUCAGAUCGAGGUGCCGGGCGAAUACCUCCUGCGCGGGGUACAGCAAGCGCCGACGCUGGCACGCAACCUACUAGCAACCGGCGACACGAGCGAGACGCAAGUGCAGAUCAGCAACAUCGGCGCGGGAUUAGCACAGAUCGUAUCGCAGCUGCAGACGAACGUGCAGAACGCGAUAAUCGGGGUGAUGGGUAAUUUCACGCUCUUCAUGGCCUUUGCAAGCGACGGGUUUUUCUCCACUCAGAUCCAGAAUCUGAACACGAUCACGCAGAAUGUGACGAUGGCGCUGCAGACGUAUGUGGUCAGCCAGGCGCUGCAGGAUGAUAGCGUGAUUAUCACACGCGCGGUCGACACGGACGUGCACGCUCUGGCGACCAACGGGUCGGAGUUGACGUACGAUAUUGGGUGCACGCAGGGCUACGAUUCGUGGGGAAUCUGCGAUAAUUGGUGGUAUGACAGCGACGCCAACAUCUCGUACAACCUGGAAAACACGAAGAGCACGGGGGUCAAUUAUACAGAGGCGCUGGAGAAGGUGUUCGCGCAGGGGAUCACCACGCCGCAGAUGUUGUUCCAGGGGAGCCAGGUGUGCGCGGACGCGGCGGGGGGGACGCAGGGAAACGCGCCCGGGACAGGGCUGAGUACGGAUGUCGGCGUCUGGAACGCGGAGUGUGUGAGUAAUAUGAAGAUCUGUACGUGGGAGACGGUGGCGUUUUCGCAGCAGAUGGAGUACACGGAUUGUGACCACGAGUGGGAUUUUGCGCUUGAGGAGUGCGGAGAUGGUGAGGAUCUGCCGCAGGCGAGGAUGCCGUAUGGGUAUCUGGGGAGCUGGCUGACGUCGGGCGAGUAUGAGGGGAAUGUUUGUAAUUAA
Messenger RNA from Bacidia gigantensis, 1575 nucleotides. RefSeq lists its product as uncharacterized. Bases 1 to 1575 code for a protein of 524 amino acids. The transcript has a single exon. The record is from RefSeq and is a predicted model, not a curated record. NCBI's taxonomy places the organism in Eukaryota, Fungi, Ascomycota, Lecanoromycetes, Lecanorales, Ramalinaceae.